AUGAGUCUGGCACAAGCUGCUGCAUUAGCAGCUUUUAAAGGGAUGAAAGAUAAAGAAACCAAGGAUAAGUCACCCAAGAAAGACACAUUGAAGUCACCCAUACGUCAAACCCCCAAACAAAAUCAAAAACCAAAAAUUGAUGCAUUACCCAACAUUCCAAAAUCUCAUAAACGAACUACUUCAGUACAAUCGUUGAAAGUCAAAACAAGUCCUGUCAAAAAACCAAUCAGAAGCAUAUAUGAUGUCAAGGAUUUGAACUUAAAUGGAUCUCCUACACAAUUGAACAAUUCUGUAGCAAGUCUAGCAGCAUCAGCAUCAUUUACUCACAAACGAAACAUCUCCAUACAAUCUAAUGACAAAGUAUCCCAUAAUAACUUUACUACUCCUAUCCAAAAACAACAUUCAAGAACUUUAUCUCAAGUAAGUACUCCAGUUUCAACAAUCAGUGGAUCAGAAGAUACUGUACGACCAAGUAUUGAUUAUUUUUCAUUAUCCAAAGAUUCCCUUUAUGCCCCAGAAAUGAAGAAAUCUUCUUCCAAUCAUAGUAAUUUGAACAUCAGCCACGAAAGAGCUCAGGAAGCUUUAAACAAUGUCAAAUCAUCAAUUCAAGCUAAAUCCAUCGGGAAAGAUCCUUCAUUGAAGAGAAGAAGUGAUACAGCUCCUCAUGAUAUGUUAUCAAGAAUGAAACAGUCAAUUGCUGACAAAUCUUCAAAUGUGGGCAGCUCACCCAAGAGCAAGAAUGAUAUGAUUAAUGGGAUUAGAGAAAGUAUUGAACUGAAGAUGAUAACUACGUCAGUUAAUCAUUUCUAUGGAUUUGAUGAUUAUUCUGAUAAUAAUGAGCUGAACCAUUCUGAGUCAGAUAAUAAUUAUUACCACCCACCAAAUAUUUCUAACGGUUCAUAUACUUCAUUAGGAUCAUCCAUACUGUUUAUACUGGAUCAAAGUAACAACAGAAGCAAUAAUACUUCUCAAAGACAAAACAAUGAAGAUGAAAUGAUAUCAGUUAAAAGUAGCACUCCAGUGAGCGAGACUCCUGUUAGUGCCACCAGUAUCCCACCAGCUAUAUUUAUGACAGACUUUGAUGAAGGGUUCACCCAACCAGUUCAACCAACCAAAUCUUCAACAUCAAGGGGUUCAAAAUCAGGUUCAACUCCGGGGUCACCUAUUCUUAUUCCUUCUCUGGGAGCCAAUGCAAGGGAAGCAGCUCUUGGAAGUAAUGAAAAUGUCAAUCAUAUCAAUCCUCGAUUUAAAUUCCAAUCGUUCGACAGUACUAAAACCAUGUCUGAUGAAAGCAUCAAGUCUCAAUUGAAAAGAAAGCCUCCACCAAUCAUUGAUUCUGUCGACAAUUCAAGUCAUUUCAAUAGCAGGUCACUGUUCGAUUAUUCAGUUAUUAGCGAUAAUGAUGCUACAGAUUCAAGUAGUAGAUUACCUCAAUUUCCUGAUAUAGAAAAAAAACACAAUCAACAACAUUUACAUAAUCCGUUCAAGAAGAAAAAGAAACUCGAUUAUAUCGAUUUAUCUAAUUUGGAUAAUGACACUGAUCCUUUAUAUACAUCAUCGUCAUCAAGACCAACCACACCCAUGUUGACCCAUCAAAAUCAACCCGUUCAAUUGAAAACUACCAUGAGAAAAGCUAAGAGUUCCAAAAAGACUUUCAAUGAAGAAAAGCCAUGGAAAAAUCAUACUGAUCUUGUGUAUAUCACUGAACAGGAAAGGAAAAGGUACGAAGGGGUUUGGGUUAGUAACAAAGGAUUAUAUAUCAAUAAAGUAGUAACGAAAUUAAUUGGAGUUGAUUAUAAUGGUAAUAAUUCCAACGAAGAAGAUCACAAGAAAGAGGAAACUAAAAAGGAAGAUCCUUCAAUGCAAGCAGCAAAAUUAUCAUCUAGUCAACACGAUAACAUUGAAGAUUUUGAAAGUUUCCAUAGUUUGAAGAAAGUUGAUAUUGAUCAGUUGAUAGUUGGAUCUGUAGUUAAAAGACUUUGGAGUAGAAGUAAACUACCUAAUGAGACAUUAGAAAACAUUUGGGAUCUCGUAGAUUAUAGAAAAGAUGGAACUUUGAAUAAGGCAGAGUUUCUUGUAGGUAUGUGGAUGGUGGAUCAAUGUUUAUAUGGGAGAAAAUUACCCAAAAAGAUUGAUAAUGAAACAUGGUCGAGUCUUGAAAGUAUUGGAUUAAACAUCCAAGUGAAAAAGCGAGGUAAAAGGAGUGUUUAG
Molecule: messenger RNA, 2211 nt
Organism: Yamadazyma jaroonii
Lineage: Eukaryota; Fungi; Ascomycota; Pichiomycetes; Serinales; Debaryomycetaceae
Source: the annotation of a GenBank genome assembly